Hypanus sabinus (Atlantic stingray) is the source of this 311-nucleotide messenger RNA. Its product is annotated as ubiquitin-like. The record is from RefSeq and is a predicted model, not a curated record. Gene Ontology annotation, molecular function: ubiquitin protein ligase binding; protein tag activity. Gene Ontology annotation, biological process: modification-dependent protein catabolic process; protein ubiquitination. The coding region runs from base 36 to 311 and encodes 91 amino acids. The transcript has a single exon. Lineage: Eukaryota; Metazoa; Chordata; Chondrichthyes; Myliobatiformes; Dasyatidae. Gene Ontology annotation, cellular component: nucleus; cytoplasm.
UGCUGAGGGAAGGUGCUGGUGGAUUGACUUUCAAAAUGCAGAUCUUUGUAAAAACCCUAAUGGGGAAAACGAUAACCCUCGAGGUUGAACCCUUGGAUACAAUCGAAAAUGUUAAGGCUAAGAUUCAGGACACGGAAGGUAUUCCUCCUGGUCAACAGCGACUGAUCUUUGCUGGGAAACAACUGGAGGAUGGCCGUACUCUUUCUGAUUAUAAUAUCCAGAAGGAAUCAACUCUACACCUUGUGUUGAGACUGCGUGGUGGUGCAAAGAAGAGGAAGAAGAAGUCAUACACCACCCUUUCAAGAUUCUGA